AUGGCAGCAAUGGUGGAGAAGUGGGCAGGGUUGGGUUCGGCCAUGGCGAGCAUCAUCUUCCUGUGGUCCAUGGUGCAGAACCACGUCCCGGUUACCCUCCGCCUCUUCCUCACCACCUGGGCCGCCAAGCUCGCCGCCUGCUUCAGCCCCUACCUCCAGAUCACCAUCUUGGAGAACAGCGCCGAGCGCUUUCAGCAAAGCGAGUUCUUCUACGCCGUCAAGGCCUACCUCAGCGACGCGUGCUCCCGCCGCGCCCGUAGACUCAAGGCCGAGCUCAGGAGUGACAGCAGUAACUUGCAGGUCUCCGUGGACGACCAUGAGGAGGUCACCGAUGAGUUCUCUGGUGUGACGCUCUGGUGCUAUGCCUCCAAGAAGCAUUCCAAGGGGAAUGUCAUCAGCUUCUACCCUGGCGAGGACGAGAGACGCUUCCACCAGGUCGUCUUCCACAGAAGCCACCGUGACCUCGUCGUCGACUCCUAUCUGCCCUUUGUCCUUGCCGAGGGCUGCGCCGUCAUCGUCAAGAGCCGCCAGCACCGCCUCUUCACCAACUGCGGUGGUAGACGGAGGCGCUACCUUCGCAAUAGCGUCUGGGACUAUGUUAAGUUUGAACACCCGGCCACGUUCGACACGCUUGCCAUGGACACUGACCAAAAGGAGGCAAUCAUGGACGAUCUCAUCGCGUUUCCAGUAGACCAGUAGACCAGCCCGUCGUUAACGGCGCGUGCGCCAUGGCUCGCUUCCACACCACCAGCGGCAGGCCAAAGAGAGCCAGCUGGGGCGAGCCCCACGCCGCCGAGCAGGUGGUGCCCUGCCGUGGGCGGGAGCCGUUGGUUCGCCAAGUUCUGCAGCGGGGCGGCGUCUCCGGCCACCGGUGCGAAGUUCCACGGCGAGGACGGCGUCUUCGGCCACCAGC
Molecule: messenger RNA, 913 nt
Organism: Triticum aestivum (bread wheat)
Lineage: Eukaryota; Viridiplantae; Streptophyta; Magnoliopsida; Poales; Poaceae
Product: AAA-ATPase ASD, mitochondrial-like
Exons: 1
Coding region: 1-699 (232 amino acids)
Source: RefSeq, a predicted model, not a curated record